UAAUCGCGCAUCCGCCGGAUGCGGGAAUAAUGCUCCAGUCAAGGUAACCGAGAGAAACGGAAUUGUCUGUCGCCGACGCACUGCGUCACCGUUACAGGUGCGUGCAGAUGCGACGGCGGAGAUCAGUCCAUCAUCCGGUGCAGACGAUGCUGGUUCGCGUCCGCGACAUCGAACGCCGAGGCGCUUCCGCGCGAAAGGACGACGGAUCUCGCGGCGAAAGCCUGACGGGGAUCCUUCGAUCCUUCGACGUCGGCUUCCCUCUCGCACGGGAAAGCAGCGUUCCAGAAUCAGUCGACGUCGAGAGAACCUCCCCGACGCACCCUCCAGCAGCGAAUCCUCGAUCUCGACUGUCCCGUUUCGCAUCUCCACGGAAAAUGUACUGCCUACUGUCGCUCUUACUACUGCCGAUCGCUACGGCCUCGCAGCUGUGCGAGCCUCCCGAGUAUCAGUUCUACUACAUGUGCCCGAAUAACACUCUUUCCUGCCCCGACGACAAGAGAUGCGCCUUCGUCGAGCACUGUCCGGCGAUUGCGUCGCUCAUGGGUCAAAACGAGCUUCCUGUGCACAGAUUGCGACAAGCCGUGUGCGGGUACGAUCAGACGCGCGUGAAAAUCUGCUGCGACACGGCCGACUACUUCGGACGGCCGUCGUACGCGAAUUCCGAUCUCUACCCGACGCAACCGUCCCCGAACUCGCAGUGCGGAAAGAGCCUUAUUUGGAACAACGAGGACGCUCUAGGGGCGUACCCCUUUGUCGCAAGGAUCGGAUUUAUAAAUAUGUUAACGGGUGAGAUGAAAUACUCGUGCAGUGGCGUGAUUGUUAGUGAGCGUACAGUAUUAACUACAGCUACAUGCGCACUCGCGAAAUCGGAGAGAUACAAAUUAUGCUCUGUGCUUAUCGGUGAAUAUAAUACAGAGUCUGAUCCGGAUUGCAACGGAUUAUUUUGCGGUCGCAAAACCAGCAGCCACGACAUAUCGUACGUGAUCAAACAUCCGGGUCACGACGCCGCGACUUUCUCCAACAACGUGGCCUUGCUUCGCUUGAAGAAGACUAUCGACUUCACAGCCACAGCGCAACCUAUAUGCUUCAUACCGGAGGACAGAUACGUUAGCUUGGGAAGUACAUGCACUGUCGUCGGAUGGGGAAGACUGUCCGGUCAGAAGGAGCAGCCAACGACGCAACAGUCAUUACAGCUAAAACUCGUACCUAAGCAGCAGUGCUCGGACUACCUGAGCCAAAGUCUGUCCGUCGAAUUAUGCGCCACAGGAAGCUGCGAACCCUGCUCCGGGUAUAGCGGCAGUCCUAUGUUGUACAAAUAUGCGGACACAUAUUUCCUGGUAAGUCACGAGCACGAAAAACAUGUACACUACGACGGAUUCGCGACUCGCGCGAUCGUGCGUGUAAUGUUUUACUUUUUUGUAUUUUUUGUUUGUUUGCUUGCGCUUGCUUGCUUUCAUCAGGUCGGAAUCCUAUCAUAUGGGUCUAGCUGCGACUCAACCACCGUUUUCCCGUCUGCGUUCGUCAACGUACAGAGGUACACGAGGUGGAUCUUAGAGAAUUACUGAGGCCGCGAGAGAGCGCGACCGUUC
Messenger RNA from Dinoponera quadriceps, 1589 nucleotides. RefSeq names its product venom serine protease Bi-VSP-like. Gene Ontology annotation, molecular function: serine-type endopeptidase activity. Bases 108 to 1565 code for a protein of 485 amino acids. NCBI's taxonomy places the organism in Eukaryota, Metazoa, Arthropoda, Insecta, Hymenoptera, Formicidae. The transcript is spliced from 6 exons. The record is from RefSeq and is a predicted model, not a curated record. Gene Ontology annotation, biological process: proteolysis.